This is a messenger RNA of Silurus meridionalis, 2630 nucleotides long. Its product is annotated as interferon-induced protein with tetratricopeptide repeats 5-like. The record is from RefSeq and is a predicted model, not a curated record. The coding region runs from base 656 to 2086 and encodes 476 amino acids. Lineage: Eukaryota; Metazoa; Chordata; Actinopteri; Siluriformes; Siluridae. The transcript is spliced from 2 exons. Gene Ontology annotation, cellular component: cytosol. Gene Ontology annotation, biological process: defense response to virus. Gene Ontology annotation, molecular function: protein binding.
GUAAAAUGCAGGUUUUUAUACAUAAUAUUUUACAUGAACAUAUUUAUGAUGUACAUGAUUACACAGAAUUCAGUGACAAGUUUAACCAAGCGUGAUGUACAGUUAUCAUAACUAAACACAAGAUUCAUUUCAUGCUGCUGGGAUUCAAACCCCAAAGAAUCAGAGUCAUGAAACCUAGCACCUUAAACCAUUUUACCAAAAAAGUAAACUUUAAUUUUCACUUAGUCGCUGGUGUGAGGAAACUGUGUAGCCAGAAAAGAAGUACAGUAGGUUUGUUCCCAUCAAUAAAAACACAAGAAAAUCUUACUUCAGAAUAGAUAUGAGGUAACUUACAUUGUUAUUUAUUUUUUCUUUUUUUUUUUCUUUUAUUUCUUUAGGCUAUAAUUAUGCACCAUGUCCUGUUUGCUUCAUAAAAUAUAUAACAGGAGUAUGACCUGAUAUUGACACUUCAUUUCCCUCCACGUACUAUUACAAUUCAGGCGAUUAUAUUGUUGUUUCCAUAUGACGUCAUCUGGAGUUUGGAAAUGAAAACUUUCGGUCUCUAUUCCUCAACAGAUUAAAUGCAUGGGCGGAGAAUAACACCGCUCAUAUCCGUGCCACUAUAUAGUCCUCUCCAGGGUGAAAGACCGAUUGCACAUCACCCAGACUGAUCACCAUGAGUUCAACUCAAGGCACAGAUUUAAAAGCCAGACUUCUUCAGCAAGAAUGCCAUUUCACCUGGGCUCUGAAUAAUAAUGAAGUAGAUCUCAAUUACCUUCUGAACAGAUUAGAAGAACAGUUUAGCCUGGAUCUCGGAAAGGAGGCAAGAGUUGCACGUACACGCAGCUGUAUGGGAUUUGUGAAGUUUCUACAAGGCUCCAAUACUGAGGCUCUCAGCAACUUUGAGAAAUCUGUAGAACUCAUUAAGGCUCAUGGAAAAGACUCUGAUAAGCUGCUUGUUGUUGCCUAUGGAGACCUUGCAUGGUUAUACUAUCAUAUGGGAAACUUUGCAGAGUGUGAAAUGUACCUGAAUAAGCUGAGGGAGAUUAAAGAGAAAUAUCCAUCUGUCCCAUAUGCUGAGGUGCUUGGAGAAAAAGGAUGGACAUUCCUUAGGUUUUCACUCAAAUAUUAUGAAAGGGCAAAAGAAUGCUUUAAAAAGGCCCUGGAUCUGGUCCCUGAGAAUGCUGAAUGGAACUCCGGCCUUGCCAUUGCUCUGUAUCGGACAGAGAUUGUGGGAAUAGGAUGUGCACCAGAAACUUCAGAUGCUGUUAAUCAACUUAGACGAGCUAUAGCUACUAACCCAGAUGAUGAUGUUCUUAAAGUUCUGCUUGCUCUGAGAUUGGCUGUUUUCAAGAAGUACAGUGAGGCAGAGAGCCUAGUAGAGCAAGCCUUAGAGAGGUCUCCAGAACACCCACAUGUGAUUCGCUAUGUUGGAAAGUAUUUACGGAAUGCAGGAUCUGUGGACAGGUCCAUUGCCCUGCUAAAGAAAGCAUUAGAGAAAGUGUCAAACAAAGCUUUUAUACACCAUCAGCUGGGGCUCUGCUAUAAACAAAAGAUUAUGAAGCUGAAGCAGGCAGGAAGCCACCACACAAAAGGAGCUGAAAUUAAACGAGCUCAAGAGCAAUGCAUCUACCAUUUGGAGAUGGCAAUCAAAUUGAAAACCCGCUUCAUUCUAGCCAUGGCUGAAUUGGCCUUGCAAUAUGGGUUUAAUCGGGAUAUAUCAAGAGCAGAAGAAAUGUUUCAGAAGGCAUUUCAAGCAGCCAAAGAGAAAAAAGACAACUACCAGGCUGUUCAUGUGUUUUAUGCAGAAUUUCAGCAGUACGUUAUGAGAUGUGAGCCUGCUGCCAUCAAACAUUACAUUGAAUGUCUAAAGAUAAAUCCAAAUCAAUUUGAAGGGAAAAAAAGUGCUAAAAGUCUGAGACAGAUUGCAGAGAGAAGAAUUGGCAAUAACCCAAAUGAUGGAGAGGCCUUUGGAAUACUUGGAAUCAUUCAUAAGGAACGAGGAGAAAAACAACAAGCCAUAGAGUGCUUUGAGAAAGCGUUGACCUAUGUAGAUAAUGAGGAGUACCUCAGUGAUCUUUGUGAGCUUAGGCUUUCUCUACAGUAAUAUUAGCAAUAUGAAGUAUGAUACACAGCCAAAUAUCUAUAUACUCAUUUAUUAUUCAUGAUAUUUAAUGUUAACAGUGUAGCAUCUGUAAUCUUAUUUUCAAUGUGUGGAUGUACCAAACACAGCACUUUGUUAAGAUGUACAUGGACACACUCUCAGUGCACUCUCACGCCUUAAUACAAGUCAGUUUUACAACACUAAAUGUGUUAAGAGUGGAAAAACACACUGACAUGAUUACUGAGGAGAAUAAAGAAGCAGGAAGCUUUGUCUGUGCUAAGGCAGUAAGCAGGAUAAAAAAUUAGAGAUUAAUACAAUUAGAAAAGCAGCAGAAUCCAGAUAAAUAAUACGUUUUUUGUUGUUUGUCUUGAUAAGUGAAUGUAAUUUACUAAAUCCUCACACUACUGAUCUCAAAAUCUCAAGUCUUUUAAAACUGUGAAUAUAUUUUGCACAUUUAUGAAGGCUGCAUAUUAAUGUUCUAAUGUGUAAUAUUAAUGCAUGUUCUUCUGCAACCAAAUGAAAAUAAAAUUUGUUCAAAUCAUGUGAA